Messenger RNA from Candida dubliniensis CD36, 2610 nucleotides. RefSeq lists its product as uncharacterized. The record is from RefSeq and is a predicted model, not a curated record. The coding region runs from base 1 to 2610 and encodes 869 amino acids. The transcript has a single exon. Lineage: Eukaryota; Fungi; Ascomycota; Pichiomycetes; Serinales; Debaryomycetaceae.
AUGGAUGAUAAUAACUUAUAUGAUAUCUCAUUAACUUCAACAACUAAAAGAACGAUAUGUCAACAACAGUUACCGCCACUACCACAAGCCCCUCCUCCUCCCCCUUCCCAUCCAUUAUCACGUAAUUCUACAAAUAAUUUCAGUAGUACUUCCUUAUCAUUAUCAUCACCUUCAACUUCUAUACCAAAGAGAGUCCCUUCAUUACCCACAUUGAAUGAAACUAGUAAUUCUUCCACUCUGAUUAAACGUCCUGGUGAUUAUUAUAUUCAGAAAAUAAAUUCAUCGAAGAGUUCACUAAAUUUUUCUCCUCAACAACAACAACAACAUCAACAAUUAAUGAUGAAACAAAGAAUGUCAACUGAUUCGCUCACAUCAGCACAAUCAUCAAUAUCAGAUGAUCAUUCAAUUAUUUCAUCUCAAUUUGAUGGAGUGGCUAGUACUAGUUCAACGGCGGCAUCUACUAAUACUCCUGAUUCAAGAUUAAAUUCCAUGACUUCUGAUUCUUUUAAAGAUAGCACAGUAAUUCUUGAUUCUAGUUUAGAUCUGCUGAGUACCAUAUCUCAACCAAACACUAGUACUGCUAGUACUACUAUUACCAAUCAAGUACUACCACAACCACAUAAAACUAAUAUUAAAUCAUCUUCAACUUCACAUAUACCUACCAUUACACCCAAAAUCAGAAGAGCUCAUUCAAUUUCUGCCAUGCAAACUUUAACUCGUACUAAAAGUAAAUUUAUAUCAUCUAGUGAAGCCAAACAACGACAAAAAUUACGUAAAAAGAAAUAUGAUGAAAAUGAUAAUGAUGAUUAUGAUGAUGAAGAAAUUCUGGAAGAAUUUUUAUUCAAUGUCCCCAUAAUUAAAAAUAAAGCAGAAUUAUAUUCAUUAACGUCCGCCAAUUCAAGUAAAAUAUCUCAUGAAAAUUUAAGUGGUAAUAGUUAUAAUAAUAAUAAUAAGAAUCAUGGUUCGGCAAAUUCAUCAUCAGUAACAAUAUUAUCAAGAAAUGAUCUUGUUUCAGAUCGUGAUCAAUAUUGUACUAUAAAGCCUUGUCCAUUACCUGGGAAAUUAGGAUCACUGACAGAUUUAUUAUCAAGUGUUGGUAAUAGACCAACAUCACAUAAUGAUGAAAGUAUUAUUGAAGAAGAAGAAGAAGAAGAGGAAGAAGAGGAAGAACAACAACAAGACAAGCAACAAUUGGGUGAAGUUGGUUUGGGGAUUGUUAAUGAUGAUACAACAAUUAUAUCCAAUAUAACAACUUAUUAUAAUCAACAAGUUGAAAUGAAAAAUAAAUUAGCUCGUCAAAAUGUCAUGUAUAAAAUUCCUAAUUUUAUUAAAUCUAAUAGUUCAUUAGAAGAUCUUCAUUUAAUAUCACUUGAAAAAUUAAGUGUUGUUGAUCCUACUAGACCAAGUCAUUUACCACCAAAAUCAUUAGAUGAAAGAAGAAAACAUAAUCAACAAAUUGAUAAGAUUUUACAUAAUAAGAAUAAUAGUUCACCUCAUUUAAUUAAAUCACCCACGAAAUCCAAUUUCGGUAUUAAUAAUAAUACUAAUGAUUCUAACAAUAAUGAUAAUAAUAAUGCUGUUACAUAUAAUCAAGAAUUUAUGACCUUAAUAGAAGAAUUACAACAACAACAAUGUUCACUGGAUUCGAAAUUAUUUAUUAAAAAAUUCCAAUCUCAACGUGAUAUGAUUCGAACAUUUGCAUGGACACUGAAUAUACCUAAUGAUCAAUGUUUCCAAUUUCUUUUAAAAAUAUUAUCAUUAAAUCAAAGUUGUCAAGAUUCUUUAAAUACAAUAAAGAAUUCAUUUUUAUUGUUUGAAAAUAAAUUUAAUAAUUUACCUGAAUCAAUUAAAUCUAAUAAAAUGAUGGAAUUUAAUAAAUUAUGUCAUGAUAUAAUAAUGAAGAAACCAUUAUUUGAAACUAUUCCAUUAAUAGAACAAAUUGAAUUUAUGGAAAAAUUAAAACUGAUUUGGAAUAUUAAAGCUAUAUCUGAAUCAGGUUUAAAUCAAGAUGAAAUAUUAUUAAUUGCUAUAUUAUUAAGAAUUUUCCCCACGAAAUCAUGUCAAGAUAUUUAUUGUUUAUUAGAAUUAAUUAAUCAAGAAGUUUUAACUAAAGAAUUUAAACAAAAAUUUAAUAAUAAUGUUUUAAAAUGGAAUAAUAUGAAUCAAUUAUAUAAAUUUCAAAUUUUACCAGGUGAAUUUGAAAAUUUAUCAUUUAAUUCAAUUUUACAAAUUUUAUUACAAUUUAAUGAUCAAUUACCAUUAAGUUUAAGUGCUCCAACAACUCCAAUAAUUGGUCCACCAACCGACACCACCUCCACCUCAACAACCACCACCACCACCGAGUUGAAAUCUUGUUCAGUUCAAUUAAUUAUUAAAUUAUUUACAUUAUUAAUCAUUUAUUCAUUUUCUUAUAAAACAAAAUUUAAAAAUAAUCUUAAAAUUUUAGAAACUUUUAUAAUGAUAAUUUUUAAUUAUUAUCAUUUAAAUUGGAAUAAUUUAAAUCAAUUAAUUAAAGAAAAUAAAUCAAUUCGAUUAAAUUAUACUUGUAAUCAAUUAAUUAAUUUGAAUUCAUUUAUUGAUAAAUGGAAAUAUAUUUUUAAAAAAAAUUAA